AUGGAGUCCAGACGAAUGCAACAAUCGAAGCAAAAAAACGCUUCAAAGGGUCUUCUCAUGUUGGCCAUCGUCAUCAUAUUAUGGGUCUUAUCCUCAUUAUUAACCACAAGAAUAUUCGAAACAUACCAAUAUAGGAAGCCAUUCUUGGUCACAUAUUUGAAUAUUUCAUCAUUCACAUUUUAUCUGAUACCUUCGCUUGUCAGAUCCGCUUUAAAUCUUGGAUCAUCGAAAGGGUCCUCCAUUGUGACCGAAAGCACUCCAUUACUAUCCAGAUAUUAUUCAAAUAUAUCUUUACAAAGAGAUAUUAAGCAUAAAGCUUCAUUACAAAGAACUCUUAAAUUAAGUGCCUCAUUCUGUAUCCUUUGGUUCAUGGCUAAUUUUAUGACCAAUUCUUCAUUACAAUUCACCUCUAUUUCAUCACAAACAAUUUUAUCAUCCACAUCAUCGUUUUUCACAUUAUUCAUAUCUGCAUUACUAAAAAUUGAAAAAAUUAAUAAUUUAAAGAUUGUCGGUCUUCUACUUUCAUUCUUUGGUAUAAUUAUCCUUACCAAAUCAGAUAAUAAUUCACCAACCUUCGCUGCACAUACUUUACUAGAUACAAUCACUGGGGAUUCUCUUGCUAUAUUAGGAGCAUUAUUCUAUGGUAUCUACAGCACAUUAUUCAAAAUAUCCACCCAGAAAAAGAGAAGCAAACCAUUAGACAUUCAGAUAUUUUUUGGUCUAGUCGGUCUUAUUACGUUAACAUGUCUCUGGCCCCUCCUUGUCUUCCUCCAUUGGUUUCAGUGGGAACAAUUCGAGUUACCUCAUUCAAACGUAUUAAUCUCAUUGAUAGUAAUAAAUUGUUCAAUCAAUUUCAUUUCAGAUUUUUGUUGGGCCAAAGCCAUCAUGUUAACUUCUCCCUUGACGGUCACCAUGGGACUAAGUUUGACCAUCCCAUUAGCCAUGUUUGUUGAUUUUGUUUGGAACCAUGUGGAUUUGUUGAACGCUACUUACGUCAUUGGCGCCAUGCUUGUCAUGGCCUCAUUCUUAUUGAUCAAUAGACAAUCUGAAGAUGAAGAGCAUGAAGACGAGGAGGAAGAAUCUUUCACCGAGGAGAAAGUUUAG
This is a messenger RNA of Naumovozyma castellii, 1104 nucleotides long. Its product is annotated as DMT family transporter. The record is from RefSeq and is a predicted model, not a curated record. The transcript has a single exon. Bases 1 to 1104 code for a protein of 367 amino acids. Lineage: Eukaryota; Fungi; Ascomycota; Saccharomycetes; Saccharomycetales; Saccharomycetaceae.